AAAAGAUCUGCCAAACGACAAACAGAAACUGGCGAGCAAGACAAGGGAAUGAGCCAUGUUAACACUGGUACUAUUCUCAGGUUUCGUUGCCCUCGCAUUGUGUGACCUUCAGUAUGUGUUUGUGAAUCAAUCCAAGACUUGGGCAGAAGCUCAGAGAUACUGUAGAGAUAAAUACACUGAUCUGGCCACCAUUGAAAAUGAACAACAGACGAUCCAGUUAUUGGACAAAGUGAAUGAUGAUUCCACUGAUUUGGCCUGGAUUGGACUCUACGAUGAUCUGAACAGCUGGAAAUGGACUCUGGAGGACAGCGAUUUCUUCAAGGCAGGAGAGAAAGACUUCAGAAACUGGUAUAAUCCAGAUCCAUACAGUUAUGGGGCACAAAGCAUCUGUGUGUUUAUGACCAAGGGGAUAUGGUAUACAACAGUUUGCUCCAGUACAUUGUAUCCUACUGUCUGCUAUGACGGAAGAGAAAAUGCCAGUACAACAUAUGUUUUCAAUUACCAGUAUAAAAACUGGACUGAAGCUCAGAGUUACUGCCGGGAACACCACACAGACCUCAUCAGUAUCAGGAAUGAGACUGAAAACCAGAAGAUCGAGUAUUUUUUAAGUAGUUUUUAUAAUUAUGCUGUUUGGAUUGGUCUGUACAAAACAAGAUCUUGGUCAGACCAGAGCAACUCUUCAUUUAGUUACUGGAGCUCGGGGCAACCAGAUCGUUCAGCAUCCUGUGCCGUGGUCUCAUUUAGUGACUCUUGGAAAUGGGCUGAUGAAAACUGCAAUUAUGCAUUUCCUUUUAUUUGCUACAAUGUAUUGGGAUCAUCUCGUCAGUAUUACCUCGUGAAUCAGUCUUUGAGAUGGACUGAAGCUCAGAGAUUCUGCAGACAGAAUUACACUGAUCUGGCCACCAUUGAUAACAUGGAGGAAAUGAACAGGCUAAUUAACACAGUCAAUGGCAGUUACAGUGGUUCAGCCUGGAUUGGUCAGUAUGAUGAUGUGAACAGCUGGAGAUGGUCACUGGAAGACAAUGAUUUCUAUCAGCAAGGAGAAAGAGAUUACAGGAACUUUUUUCAUGAACCUGACAACAUGGAUGGGAAUAAUCUGUGUGUUUACAUGAAUUCUAAUGGAAAAUGGUAUGACUUGUCAUGUGAUUACGAACUGCAAUUUGUUUGCUAUGAUGGAAGAGAGAAUGCUUCACAGAGAUACAUGACUAUCUCCUAUUCUAAAAACUGGACUGAGGCUCGUAGAUACUGCAGAGAUUAUUACACAGAUCUAGUGAAUGUAAGAAAUCAGACUGAAAACCAGAAGAUUUUUGAAAGAACAGGUGGAGGAGUCUGGAUCGGACUGUACAGAAACAGAAUUUGGUCAAACAAUCAGAAUAGCACUUAUCAAAACUGGAGGCCACAAAUAUCUGGGUUACAGGCACAACCAGACAAUGGUUUUAAUCAAGGUAAUGAAUAUGGAUAUCAGCAUUGCACUGCAGUAUCAUUUGGAUAUUCAGGACGAUGGACAGAUGAGGUCUGUGUAUCCAAAAUGCCUUUCUUCUGCUACAGCAGAACCUGUACACAAUAUUCAUGCACUCGUCAGUAUCACUUUGUAUCUGAGUCUAAAACCUGGACUGAAGCUCAGAGAUUCUGCAGACAGAAUUACACUGAUCUGGCCACCAUUGAUAACAUGGAGGAAAUGAAGAGGCUCAUUAAAACAGUUCGUGUGACUUACUAUGGCAAAGCUUGGAUUGGUCUGUAUGAUGAUCUGGACAGCUGGAGAUGGUCUCUGAAUGAUACAGCUUUGCAGGGAGGAUUUAAAAGCUGGUAUGUCCAGCAACCUGUUAACUCAGGUGGAAAGAGUCUGUGUGUGUACAUGUCUUAUAGCCAGGGUGUAUGGAGUGAAGCCACUUGCUCAUGGACACUUCCCUUUAUUUGCUAUGAUGGAAGAGUGAACGCUAGUACAAGUUAUGUGUUUGUUUACCAGUCUAAAAACUGGACUGAAGCUCAGAGCUACUGCAGAGAACAUCACACAGACAUUGUCAGUAUCAGGAAUGAGACUGAGAACUACAUCAUUCAGACAUUACUUUCAAAUUCUUACACUGUUUGGAUUGGACUGUACAGAAGCAGGUCUUGGUCAGAUCAGAGCAACUCUUCAUUCAGUAACUGGAGGUCAGGGCAGCCAGAUAAUGCUGGAAACAGUGAAUACUGCACUGCAGUGUCAUUUCGUGAUUCUGGGAACUGGACAGAUGAAAACUGCAAUACUGCCUUUCCUUUCAUUUGCUACAGUGCAAUAACAUCAUUCCGUCAGUAUCACUUUGUGAAUCAGUCUAAGAGCUGGACUGAAGCUCAGAGAUUCUGCAGACAGAAUUACACUGAUCUGGCCACCAUUGAUAACAUGGAGGAAAUGAACAGGCUGAUUAACACCGUCAAUAGCAGCUACAAUGGUUCAGCCUGGAUUGGUCAGUAUGAUGAUGUGAACAGCUGGAGAUGGUCACUGGAAGACAAUGAUUUCUAUCAGGAAGGAGAAAGAGAUUACAGGAACUUUUUACAUGAACCAGACAACAAUGGUGGUAAAGAACUGUGUGCUUACAUGGAUCCUAAUGGAAACUGGUAUGACACAUCAUGCGAGAAUUAUCACACACCUGUCUGCUAUGAUGGUAGAGAAAAUGCCACUCAGAAGUAUAUUUUGGUAAAUACCGGUAUGCCGUGGACUGAAGCUCAAAGCUACUGCAGACAGAGAUACACAGACCUGGCCAGUGUGAGGAAUGAGACAGAGUGGCAACAGAUACUGAACAUUACACGUUAUAGUUAUUAUGGUUAUUAUUCUGGGUAUAACGUGUGGAUUGGUCUGUACAGAAACAGACUGUGGUCAGAUCAGAGCAGCUCCUCCUUUACAUAUUGGCUGCCACAGAUUCAGGGUGAUGGUGCACAACCAGAUAAUGGUGCACAUGUCGCAGGAGAACAGGGGGCUCAACACUGUACAACUGUGUCUUUAAAAUACUUUGGUCAGUGGACAGAUGAGAGAUGUUUUGCCACUUUGCCAUUCUUCUGUUACAGCGGUGAGAAAAUAAACCUUUUAUUAAUAAAUAAAAUAAUAAACAUCAUGUUAUUACACAGAAAAGCUUAA
Molecule: messenger RNA, 3109 nt
Organism: Danio aesculapii
Lineage: Eukaryota; Metazoa; Chordata; Actinopteri; Cypriniformes; Danionidae
Product: C-type mannose receptor 2-like
Exons: 10
Coding region: 56-3109 (1017 amino acids)
Source: RefSeq, a predicted model, not a curated record